AUGGUGCACGCAAUGAGGAUGCUGCUUGUCAUUUGGCUCCUUGUGGGGGCAUUCGUUGCGACAGCGACGGCCGAUGGGCCGGCAGCAACUUCCCCGGUGGAGCAGCUGGCGAACGUUCACUACGCCGGGAAGGAUGACCCCGUCACGGUGACGACCCACAUCGAGAAUGCGGCGGGUGACAAGCUGGACUUUAACGGUGAUCACUUCUUCGGCCGGGACCAGGAGGCGCACGACUACAACCGGCAGGCACACCUGAAGCUGGAGUACGUCCGCAACCAAGAUCCGCAGCUGCGGCGCUUCCUGGGUAAGUCUAUCGUGAAGCGCCAGGCGGAUUUCCCAUACCCGCCGGCCGUUUAUCCACCGACGCAUUACGAGCCUCCGACCACCACCACCACCACCACGACAACUACGGAACCUCCCACAACAACGACGACGACAACUACGGAACCUCCAACAACAACAACCACGACGACUCCAGCACCGACGGAACCUCCAACGCUGCCACCAACAACACCGGGAGUUCCUCACGAAGUGUACGGACUUCCUGGCUCAACCGAAGCACCCUGCCCGGGUGGUGUUGACUGUGUCUUUUCACAACUACCACCCCUACCGGAGCUGGUAUAUCCGGUACCUCCAGUACCUCCAGUUCCUUUGCCAAUGCCCCAGGAACCAGUAGUAACUCCGCCGCCAGUACUCUGUACCGAUGUGCAACCGGUAGUUCCAGUCGUAGGAGGUCCUGUUCCUUCCCAAGAGCCACUGUACAGUUUGAACGAGCUUGUGGGUGUGCUACUUGAUGUCCCUCCCGUCCCAGAGGUCCCUACUGUCCCGGAGGUCCCCGCCGUCCCAGAGGUCCCCACUGUCCCAGAAGUCCCCACCGUCCCAGAGGUCCCAAGCUAUGGCCCACCGUCUGUGGGCUGCAGCGAUUGUAACUUCAACCAACUUCCAGCACUGCCCGAGCUGGUGUACCCGGCUGCACCAACCACAACCACAGAAGUUCCACCACCACCACCAUCACCCCCACUCGUAGAAGACCUCCCAAGCGAUGCAGUCCCUUCGAACUGUCUGCCCGCCGAGCAUCGCGUGCGCCUAGAACAAGAAUCACCCGGCGGGGACAAUGGCGCCCUUGUCGAUCUGCGACUCUCCCAGCGGUCCUCCUCGGACCGACUGCAACCCCGCGUACUCUCCACCCACUCGCAGGUAAUUCUCGUCCAAUCGAUGGCACCGCUGCCGGUGCUGAAGGCCAAGCAGGGUGGCCAGCAGCCCGCCAAGCAUGGUAGCCGUGGGUCGUUCAAGUUCACGCACAGCCGCAGGGAGCAGAAUCGUCAGGUGUGGAAUCCGAACGAUGAUACGGUGGUGGUGGUGCCGGCCGAAGACUCCCAGGGCCAGCUGUCCCAGAUUGUGGUCUGCACGGUGGACUGUAACGCGGUGGAGGAAAAGGUGAAGCCGCCCGAGACGCCCGCCAUGAUGAUUCCGAGCGAUGGUCGGUUGUGGUGA
Anopheles arabiensis is the source of this 1494-nucleotide messenger RNA. Its product is annotated as protein PELPK1-like. The record is from RefSeq and is a predicted model, not a curated record. NCBI's taxonomy places the organism in Eukaryota, Metazoa, Arthropoda, Insecta, Diptera, Culicidae. The transcript has 2 exons. Bases 1 to 1494 code for a protein of 497 amino acids.